AUGCGUUCGGUGUCCAACUUUGGCCUGCUAGCCCUCUCCCUUGCAGGCAGCGCUCUGGCUGCCCUGAGCAAACAAAGCUAUGAUUAUAUCGUGGUUGGUGGUGGACCAGCGGGAAUCAUCACCGCUGAUCGCCUCUCCGAGACAAACAAGCAGGUCUUGCUGAUCGAGAGAGGGCCAGGUCCUACGAUAGCAACAGGAUCUAACCACUCUCUGGUCUGGAAUGAUACCCUGACGCCCAUUGACGUACCUGGACUUACAUCUGCGGUGGGUGGACUUGAUCUCUGGAACGAGUACUUAUGCAAGGAUACUGCGGCUUCCGCUAUUUGUGUUCUUGGCGGCGGUGCCACUGUCAACUUUAUGGUGUUCGUCCAUCCACCAGCGAGAGAUUUCGACGACAAGUGGCCCAAGGGUUGGAAGUGGAAUGAUAUCGCCCCUGCGGCAGCGAAGUUUUACGAGCGCAACCCGGGUUCAAACACCCCAUCUGAGGAUGGCCAGCGCUACGAUCAGGGCAUGUACGAUACCUUUGCUCCCUUUUUCGACGGACUUGGCUGGAAGGCGACCGAUAUGUCCAAGGAAGCCGAUGAGAAGCAUCAGGUUUACAGCCACCCUACCUGGAACAUCAAGAAUGCCAUGCGGGCUGGACCUGUACGGACCUACCUGCCCUUCUCCCAGCAGCGGGAUAACUUCACUCUUCGCCUUGGCAGCAAUGUCAUCCGUCUUGUGCGCAAGGGCUCGCGUGUGACGGGAGUCGAGAUUCAGAACUCGGACGGAAGCAGCGAGAUUGUCCAGCUGAACAGGAACGGACGGGUAGUCCUGGCCGCUGGUGCCAUGUCUACUCCCAAGGUUCUUUUCAACUCUGGUAUUGGUCCCAAGGAGCAGAUCCAGACCGCUAAGAAGACUGGCGUUACCCUGCCAGAUGAGAAGGAAUGGAUUGAGCUGCCAGUUGGCAAGAGCUUCAAGGACCACAACAUCUUCACUUUGAACAUCCAAACCAACGAGACCUGGGGCCCUCUGGAUAGCACCAUUGUCCUCGAUGGAACCGAUACCAAGAACAUCGAUCUUUAUGAAAGCACUGGCUCCGGCGUUCUCACCCAGGGAAGACACAGAAUGGUCUUCUUUACUUCCAAUGUUGGCAGCGAUGGUGUUACCCGUUACUACCAAGGUUCAGCAGCCCCUUCAGACACUGGUCUGGUUUCUUUGAAGGUUUACCAGACCCACGGCCUGACCUCAGAGGGUGUUUUGGGAUUGGCAGCAGAUGGAAAGACGACAGUCGUGCAGAGUCCUUACCUCCAGACCGAGGGCGAUCGCGAAGCAGCUACCGCCCUUGUCGACAGCCUCGUCAAGGAUAUCACAUCCAACCAGGGAUUCCAGAUUGUCGGCUACACCAACACGUCUGCCGUCAUCAAAGCAGCGACUGGGGGCAAUCACUUUGUCGGCACCACGAAGCUGGGAACUGACGACGGCCGCAAGGGUGGUUCCUCUGUCGUUGACACGAAUGCCAAGGUCUACGGGACGGACAACCUGUUCAUCACGGAUGCCAGUAUUCAUCCUGACCUCCCUUCUGGCAACAGCCAGGCCAUUGUCAUGGUUGUUGCUGAGGCAGCAGUGGAGAAGAUUCUCGCCUGUUAG
Messenger RNA from Clonostachys rhizophaga, 1629 nucleotides. NCBI's taxonomy places the organism in Eukaryota, Fungi, Ascomycota, Sordariomycetes, Hypocreales, Bionectriaceae. The record is from the annotation of a GenBank genome assembly.